Trichomycterus rosablanca is the source of this 1360-nucleotide messenger RNA. It is a transcript of the gene exosc9, whose product is annotated as exosome component 9. Gene Ontology annotation, biological process: nuclear polyadenylation-dependent rRNA catabolic process; U1 snRNA 3'-end processing; nuclear mRNA surveillance. Gene Ontology annotation, molecular function: mRNA 3'-UTR AU-rich region binding. The record is from RefSeq and is a predicted model, not a curated record. The coding region runs from base 83 to 1258 and encodes 391 amino acids. Gene Ontology annotation, cellular component: cytoplasmic exosome (RNase complex); nuclear exosome (RNase complex). The transcript has 12 exons. Lineage: Eukaryota; Metazoa; Chordata; Actinopteri; Siluriformes; Trichomycteridae.
AAGCUCCAUGCUUUAUGGAGUAGCAUUAGCACAUUUAUAAAUAAACUUUUUUUUUUAAUUGUGGAACAUUGUUGCCGUGAAGAUGAAGGAAACUCCGCUGUCCAACUGCGAGCGACUGUUUUUACUCAGCGCCAUUAAAGAGAAGAAGCGCUUAGAUGGAAGACAAACCUACGACUACCGCAAUAUAAAAGUCACGUUUGGAACCGAUUUUGGAUGCUGUACAGUCAGUCUGGGUAAAACAAGGGUUCUGGCUCAGGCGUCGUGUGAGCUGGUCCCUCCGAAAGACUCCCGUCCCACCGAGGGUCUCGUGUUCUUCAACCUGGAGCUUUCACCCAUGGCGUCGCCCUCCUUCCAAUCCAGCAGACAGUCGGAGCUGCUGGUGAUGCUGAACAGGCAGCUGGAGAGAUGUCUGAGGAACUCCAGGUGUAUCGACACGGAGUCGCUGUGUGUCAUCUCAGGAGAAAAGGUCUGGCAGAUCCGUGUGGACGUUCACGUCCUGAACCACGACGGAAACCUGAUGGACGCGGCGAGCGUGGCCGCCAUAUCCGCCCUCUGUCACUUCAAGAGACCCGACGUGGCCAUCCAGGGUCGCGAGGUCACCGUGUUCAGCGCAGAAGAGAGGGAUCCCAUUCCACUAAGUGUUUAUCACAUGCCCAUCUGUGUGAGCUUCGCCUUCUUCCAGCAGGGCACGUAUCUGCUGGUGGAUCCGUGUGAGAAGGAGGAGCUGGUGAUGGACGGCCUGUUGGUCAUCGCCAUGAACAAACACAGAGAGAUCUGCUCCGUCCAGUCCAGCGGGGGCAUCAUGCUGCUCAAGGACCAGGUUCUGAGGUGCAGCAGGAUCGCCAGUGUGAAAGUGUCCGAAAUCACCGAGCUCAUCAACAAAGCCUUGGAAAACGACAAGCGGGUCAGGAAGGAAGGCGGGAAGUUCGGCUUCGCGGAGUCCACGCCCGAGGACAGGGUCACCGUCUCGAAGAAGGACGAGACCCCCGUGGAGACGACCGGCGUCCAGGAGACGGCGGAGGAGAUCGUCAGCAACGCCGAAGCUCCUCCUGAAACCGUCUCAUCUCCCGUGAUCGUCGCCACGGGAACCGGACAGGUAGGAGAGGGACUGCAGAGCACGUGGGGUCUGGAGGACGAAGAGGAGGACAUGGAGACCGGCGUAGACGGUCCAAAGAAGGAAGACGCAGACGUGAUGGUCAUCUCAGACAGCGAAGAAGAGGAAGUCGUGAUUCUGUCUAAAAGUGGACUGAAUGACUGAAGGAGGACAGGAUGAGGGACGUCUGAAGACGAAGCCACCAAUGUGCAUCCAGACGUGCAGAAAAUGAUUAAUACACGUUUGAUAAAUAAAUAUUCUUUUUUA